Pseudo-nitzschia multistriata is the source of this 1589-nucleotide messenger RNA. The record is from the annotation of a GenBank genome assembly. Lineage: Eukaryota; Bacillariophyta; Bacillariophyceae; Bacillariales; Bacillariaceae.
CUGAACAAAACAAAACCCCUGCGAUUUCAUGAAAUCAAUUUCUCUUCGAGAACCCCGAGGUUACUACAUUGUACGGUAGGUGUUUAAGAUAUCCUCUGUUCCCAAGUACAGCAGGGCAACAAUCAUACACUACCGGACCUAGAAUGACGAACGAAAAAUGCUGCCGUAAUCUACUGUUUUCGAUCGUAAUGGCGAUCUUGAUCUCCACAAAGGUCCAUCAACUUUGGAUCCUGACGAAAUACUCCCUUCCGCAAAGCACGCCGUACGAGCUCGACAUCGCCAAACCCAAAACCCCGAGCUUUCCUUUCCUGYCGCAGUUGGGGCGGAACGAGAGCUUCGGGGCCUGCCUGAUGGUCAAGGGGGACAAUGACCUCCUCACGGAAUGGAUCCCCUACCAUUACACGGUCUUGCCGUUGCGACACGUUGUGGUGGUCUCGGAUGCCGGAAACCACGAGCGUCCGGUCGAGGUACUGGAGAAGUGGACCGAAGCCAACACGGAUCUCGAGUGGUGGGUCGUUGAUUACACGGUCAUCGAGGAUGCCKAYAGUGCGUUUGACGAGGAAUACGCAAGGCGUAGGUACGAACAAAAAGCCGGUAGGUCGUCGUCGUCGAAAAGGACAGCCACCUACAACGCCACACACGCGUCUCCCGKCAAAAUCGGCAACGGCAUCGACGACGAUCCCGARMUGAUCAAGGACCUCGCGCACCACCACCUGGUKCACAAGCAAAAGGUAAUGGUCCGUUAUUGUGCAAAAUUUAUGAAAGAAAGGGGAGUCCACUGGGUGUCUAUGUUCGAUACGGAUGAAUUCUUGGUCGUCAACCGAAUGGAGACGGAGGAAGGAAGSAUCCCCCAAGCCAAGAAUUCUACCACCACAGACUCCAAAACGGAUGCCCSCGACGAGAAGUACGGCCCGAGGCCGUUCCUUCCCCCGAUGGAAUCCAACGCUACCGUAGUGGACAUGAUUAGCUCGCUCAAAGACRGGGGGCGACCSCUCCGGUYCUGUCACACCAUGCCAAGGGUGUCGUUCGGGGCCAACGAAAACUUUACGUGCCCCGGUUCGGUGCGCAUCAAGGAUUUUGCGAGGKCSAACUUUCGCUACGAGCGCCUUAGCACCCUCCGCUUCCAGAAACACGCUAAAACGGAUGACUUUUCGAAGAACCGGUGGGGGAAGGUGAUGGUCGACCUUUCGCUUCUGCCAGAAGYGACCCUCUCGAARRUGCCCCCCAACAUCCACCGGCCCUUCCAUGACGAGUGCACCCGACCGUUCGCUUUCGUGGAAAAAGCCCCCUUUUAUCUCGCGCACUAUUCCGGGGGCUGGGAGCGCUUCGAGGCCAGGGGGGACCGGCGGCGGGGCUACGGGGGAUGGAAGRAGCUGGCAGCCGUGGGGGACUCGGCAUCGUGCUGCAGGGAAGAACUCUACCGGUGGCUCCCGCGGUUCGUCGAARCAGUCGGUCUAGAUCGCGCCAGGUUUUUGCUGGGGGCCGCCGCGGCMGGGCAGGUGAGCAUUGCUGGAGCGUGAACGAUUUUGCAAAAGACACUGUGUCAGAACACAGUCCAGGGAAUGAGUAGAACACUGUAACUAUACUGG